This is a messenger RNA of Amoebophrya sp. A25, 3532 nucleotides long. The record is from the annotation of a GenBank genome assembly. NCBI's taxonomy places the organism in Eukaryota, Dinophyceae, Syndiniales, Amoebophryaceae.
AGAACAAUAUUUAAUUGGCACCCGCUUCGAAAGGAAGAAAGAGAAAGAAGUUAAGUACACGGCGUUCCCCUAAAGAGAGGGCUGCUCUAACGACCUGCCUAGUUGUUCAAAAAAUUCAUAAAAGAAUGGCUGCAACCAGUUCUUCUUCAAGCACGAUGCCUUCGGGUGUCGUGCCACUAGAGCCUCAGGUCUCGGACUCGCUGGACGUAACAGUGCUCGCUUUCGCCCAAUGGAUAUCAGAAAUGAGGAGCAGGACAAACUCCAACUUACAGCAAAUACUAGCGGAAAUGGGGAUAAUUCGAAAUGGUAGAAGAAGGUGGAUGUAGUUGUACCCAUGAUUGACUCUUGGUAGAAGGUGGCUGUACCCAUGAUUGACUCUUGGUAGAAGGUGGUUGUACCCAUGAUUGACUCCAGUAGAGGUUGAGGUAGACGCACUAGAGGUAGAGGCUGCAGUUCUAGUUCUACAACUACUUCUACAUCUACUCUCGGAAGCGUCGAACGAUAUCGCGUCGUAUGAUUUGACUCCACAAAAGAAAACCUAACAAGGUUUAAAACCUCUUCUUUGAUCCCUAACUACAGGAAUAACUUCGAAUAGUUCCGAGUUGUCCGACUUCAAGCGGCAUUGCAGUCAAGUGCAACAGCAACAACAGUUAAGGGCUGAAGCAUUUCAUUUCUACGUGCUAUUCUCACUUAGCAUGGCCGUCAUCUAAGAUAAACGUCGAAAUGCUUUAAGCUGCUCUAAGACAGAGUCAGUUGAGUGACCUUAGGCAAAAGCUUCAAGAAGCCUACAACGAGAUGUCGGAGAUGAAGAAGGCAAAAGCACAAAGCGACCAGGAGAUGGCUGCAGAUUAUCAGACACUAGGUAUUUACGAGAUGAAGAUUAUCACAACGAGCUUCAGGCUUUUUAUUUUGCUCACCAAAGAACCACCUGUAGUUGAGCUCACCCACGCAGGACAAGGCUCACCCACGACUUAUUCGAAAACUCAAAAUAAGCGAGUUACUGACUGAAAUAAGAGAGUCUUGAUUACAUUCCUCUUCUUUCAGUAUCUCCCUUAUUUUCCCUAGUUACUCGCUGACUUCAGCUUAUCGAAUACAAUAAUCUGCCCCUCCCACGACUACAGCCGAGCAAUUGAAUAUAAAGUCUGUGGAGCUCGACACAAUUAAGAAAACCUAUGCGCAAACGACGCAGCAGCUGCAGCAACAGAUACUCGAACUACAGACGGAAGUUAAUGAGGUACUCACAUCUGGUACUACGUCGAUGUUGCUGCUCAAACAUCUCUUGACCGUAUGAUCGGUGCCGAUCUUCAAGAAAUUUGAUUUUCGAGUUUGAUGCUAGGUAGAGGCACAUAAGUAGGAUGUUCAUGCUGAAGUUUUUCUCUUUUUCCAGAAUUUGUUAUUUACAGGUCCGCUUACAAAGAGAAGAUACCCAUCGAAUGGCUGCAAGUUGUAACGAAAAUUUGGUCCGAGAAACAGGGGAAAUAGCUCAGACGGCUAGGUACUUCAGGCUACACGAACACGUACACGUUCGCCAGGAACACGAACACGUUCGCCAGGCAUUUGAUGUGGUCCAUCAAGAAAACGUGGUCCAUCAAGAUGAUGCGCUACUUCAACAUCAACUCUAGUACUGUAUAGAGUGAAACCUUUUAACCUUAACAACUCUUGUAGCUGUACUUCCUUACUAAGCUAUCUCUUCUUUCGAAGAUCUUCAUGUCUUUAUGCUACCACGACCAGGUCAACAGCCACCGAAUUCGAGCGCGUAAAGCAAGACCACGAUCAUGCGAUAGCGAAUUUGGCAGAAAACAUGAACAGGUGGAACGACACAAUACGCGAUUUGAGUAAGGAGUUUCACGAGUUUCAGAAACUCAUGACGAAUCAACAGGCGAGAUUGCAGAUGGGAUUGGAUUCGGUAGUUACUUUUACUUCACAGUAUUGUUGAUGUGCAUGUGGUCUAUAACUAUAUCUUGUUGCUUCCCUAACACGAAACAGCGACAGCAGACAAGAACUGUGGUUGCUAAUUUCAUUACUUACAAACUCGGUACUUAGGCUCUCCGGUAUUACUUUCGUACUGAAUGGCCUCAGCACAAGUAGAGUCGAAAGGCUACAUAAGAGGUUCCAUUACAUGACACAAGGAAAAUGUUGAAGAAUUUAACUGCAAGCCGUUCCUAUCUUCUUCCCGUACCCGUGACCGUUAGCAACUAGUUGUACUUUGUGAGCGACAUACGACGACCACUACUUUUUUUACCUACUACUACGUAGGUGUCUUAUUGCAUCCACCAUCAUCAGGUUCAGCACCAACAGCAAACGAUACCGGCACAGCAGGGUGUAGUGGAACAAACUCGACCUUCUCAGCUUGUUGUUGCACCACCACAGGCACAACAACGAAUGACGAUGACAACAAUGAGUGCAGGAGUGCCUCAACAAAUGGGGUCACAAGUUAGACCCAGUUGGAACAUGCCCCAGUAUGGAUUACGAGCACAAUAGGCGACCUUUGUGCUUCGGAAACCAAUACGUCCAAUCUUCAGGAGACUUGAAUUCCAUCAAGAACAUUCUUUUUCUUAAGUACUCGUAGCUCCUGUUGUAGAGUUGUAUCCACUCUGAGAGAGAGUCUACUGUCAUCUCUCCGUGAAUAAGCUUGAGAAACCGCAUCUUAUCAUUUUUCUUACCACAGGCUUAGGCUGGCUCGACCACUCGUACUACAGGUGGAAUGAUUGACAUCCGCAAUUUCAUCAAGCCAACAACAACAUUUUUCUUAGCAUUACUAGCAAUCUUCUCUUGCUCUUCCAGGUUUUAGUUUACAAGUUCGGAAAAGGUAUGGGCUAUGUAAUGUAUCCAACAGUGGUUGAUGCAUACAGACGAUGUAAAAUGGUAUAGGAAAACGCAUACAAAAUGUAAGAAUUGAUUGUACUCUUCCAAUCAAACAACUAGCACGCAAAGACGCGCUGACUAACAGCCAGCGGACGUAGCUGCUCAUAGUGAGAAUAUAACCACUAAAAAAUAGCCAUUGAAAUGUCCACUACUGCUCAUUGUUAACAAGAAGGCACCUGAAUAUCAUCAACGAACGUCCUGGGUGGACAUUUUCCCGAUAUACGUUUUGACGAAAUUAAAAAUUUUCAUUGACUCUGUCUCGGUCCCCUAAGCAGAAAGGACUGCUAUUAUAUUUCCUUAACACAUCAUCAGCAUAUCAUCAUGACCGAAGAACACGUCUGUUUCUGAUUCUACUUUUCUUUGCGGAGUCCGUAUUCUAAAAAGUCGUCAAACCAUGCAUGUACUCGUGUUUCUGUUUCGCUUAUCAAAAUUCAACAUUUUUCGCAUCCACUACGACGACUCCAACUACCUUUGCAUAGCCAGAUGUACCUCGGCGAUUUGCAUAGCCAGAUGUACCUUGUUGAAAGAGAACUAGAGCCCAGCACGCGGCCCUUCACAUACAAAUGCACCAGUACGUAUAAAGGUCAGAAAAUUUAUUUUCAAAGCAACUUAGAGCAGACCGCAGAUGAGUCAGUCGUGUGGCUCCUCGCGUAAUGAAUGGUUCCGG